AUCUUGACAACAACCUUGUAAUUUGUCGGGCUCGCGCAGUUUGUUUAACUUGACGCGUACAGCACUUUCGCGUCGAGACACUUUCAGAUAAUGCCACAUCAGAGACACGUGCAUCGCAAUAUUUUAAUACAAACAUAUUCACCACAGCAUGCUCUCUCCAUUCACUAUUUUACGCCUAAUGCAUAAAAUAAAUGAAAUGUUGUGUUGUUGUUUUUUCCGCACAUUAAUUUGUAGAAAAGCACACAGUUUGUUCAAAGUUGCAUAUUACAACUUCGAUGUUACAUGCACGUAUAAAACAGCCAUUGCAUGGUCCCCAGAUAACAGAAACUUGCAGAAUAAAACAUUAACUCUAUAACUCAAAAUUCGCGCGUGGUAGAAAUAGUCUCAGAAAAGUCAGAAAAUAACUCUGAUUCCACCUCCAACCAAGUGUAGCUACAAAAGCAUGAUUCUGUCAAACGAGCAGUGUCACAGAUAGCCUAAAACCGACCGCAAAUCUGUGAAUAAUAGGAAAUAACAUUGGACCGAAGAGUUGUGUCUUCGCUUAUCCAAUGAACAUCCCGUGACAUUCGUUGCUUUGUUUGUCCUUGUUGCGCGGGUGUUUGCUUUGCAAAUAAAAAAAAAGUUUACUCUCCGCUGUGCCAGCUAACCAGUCUAUUGUUAGAGGAGGGUGAUGUGGGCGAUACACUUAGCCAAAAGUAAAUGGGUGCCGGAAAGCCCAUUAUAAGGGGCGCACUUCUCUGUCAAUCAGUCUCGUCCCAAGGCGAGGAAAGGCACAUUACCUGCAGUUCAUUAUCUAAAUAGAAAUAAGAACCGGUUUUAUCGCAAAGGGGAGGCCCUAUGCGAGAGAUAAGAGAGAAGUCUGGAUUUCAGUGUAGCUUACAGCAGUGGUGCAGGAGAGAGGCCGCCUGAAACAGUUCAGCACGCAACCCUUUGAAAUCAACGGAGCGCGUAUACGCAUGCGUUUAUUGUAAUCGGUAAUCAAUUUAAACUUACUAAAAUAGUUUAGAAAGGCGGCUUUCUUUCUUCUUUUUUUUCUUCUUUUUUUUCUUCUUUUUUUUUUUUUGUUUUUUUUGUUUUUUUUUUUUGUUUUUUUUUUUACAGAUUCAGCGAAGAAGGGACAUUUCUUGAGCGGGGUUUUCAUCUUAAGCAAGCUACGCCCAAUGUGUUAACCUAGGAGACCAUCGUUCGUAAAGUUCUUGGAUACUCUGAAUUUCCCAUAAACGCGAGGAACAGCGUUUAAUCUCUUGGGGACAUCGUACAAUUACUUUCGGUUUGAUAACCAUAGGCGAACCCUUGCAUUCACUUUUACAUUUUUGCUUUGAGCUCGAGUGCAGCGCAAAUUGUAAAUCCAAUUUUUGGAAUGAUUUCAGCAAUAUCAAGCCCGUGGCUGACGCAGCUGUCCCAUUUUUGCGAUGUUGCAGCCUUCACGACCAGCAGCCUGAGCAGUCUCAAUACGCCCGGGAGUUACCAUCUCUCUCCUUCCCCUGGGGAUCCGUACAGCCAUCAUGAAAGCCAGUUCGAACCGUGCCCUGCAGCCCAGCACGGCUACAACUAUUCCGGACCCAACCCAGCACAGGCCCCGACGCAGGGAGACACCGGGACAUCCAACUGCUCCUCGUCGUCGUCAAGCUCAACGCCGAAUAAAACGCUGGUGAAAAAGAACCCUAAAGUGGCCAAUAUUAAUGUACAGUUGGAAAUGAAGGCGCUUUGGGAUGAAUUUAAUCAACUUGGAACUGAAAUGAUUGUCACAAAAGCUGGGAGGCGAAUGUUUCCUACGUUUCAAGUCAAAAUAUUUGGAAUGGACCCAAUGGCAGAUUACAUGCUCCUGAUGGAUUUCUUACCAGUGGAUGAUAAACGAUACAGGUAUGCCUUCCACAGUUCAUCGUGGCUGGUGGCUGGGAAAGCUGACCCAGCGACUCCAGGUAGAGUGCACUACCACCCCGACUCACCUGCCAAAGGAGCACAGUGGAUGAAACAGAUAGUUUCCUUCGAUAAACUAAAACUGACCAACAAUCUGCUGGACGACAAUGGACACAUAAUCCUGAAUUCAAUGCACAGAUACCAGCCCAGAUUCCACGUGGUAUACGUAGAUCCUCGGAAAGACAGUGAGAAAUACGCCGAGGAAAAUUAUAAGACUUUUGUUUUUGAGGAGACCAGAUUCACCGCCGUUACCGCAUAUCAAAAUCACAGAAUAACACAACUGAAAAUUGCCAGCAAUCCAUUUGCCAAGGGUUUCAGGGACUGCGAUCCAGAGGACUGGCCCCGGAAUCACAGGCCUGGCUCUUUACAAAUCAUGAGUGCAUUUGCUCGAACCAGGAACCCCAUGUCCACUCCCCCACAGCAGAAUGGCACAGAGAAAGAGGACAGUAGACGAGAAUAUGACCGUGACCCCAGCAGCACUCCCCUCCAUUCUGAUCCAGCUCACCAGCUGAUGUCGCGAGUUCUCAGCCCUGCGCUUCCUGUCCUUGGUGGCCUACACGCUGUGCCCCUCACAGCUGGCCACCGCAGCCCACCCCACGAACUGCGCCUCGACGGACACCCCCAACCACCAGACACCCUGCACCACCAUCCAUACAAGUACCCCACCACCUAUGAACAUUAUCUGGGAGCCAAAACCAGGCCGUCUCCAUACCCCUCACCGAGCAUUAGAAGCCACGGUUACCACCCCCACAUGAACCCCACCACAGCCAACAUGUACUCUGCGACAAGCGCGUCGACUAAUUACGACUAUGGACCUAGAUAAUGACAGAACCACCACUCACUUGGGUUUCCUCAAAAUAUAAAGAAAAAACACACAUACCUUUGUGUCCCAGACUCACGAAGCACGAGUUUUGGGUUAGGCACAUCUUUUGAAGUGGCUACUGCACACAGAAAGCUAAACUGCCAUAUUUAUUGAAGGGAGAAAUGUCCUUGUGGAACUUAAGGAUGAGCUCUGUGGACCCAGCAUUAGCUCUGGCAUGCCUGGGAACUGAGAAUCAGAACAAUACCUGGGCAAAAGUAGACCUGGAAACCACAGUAUAAGUGUUCAAAGUAACAAGAAGGGGAAAUACUUUUUUAGACAAAUAAUGCAUUAUCACAGACUGGAACUGAUUUUUUGUUUUUUUGUUUUUGUGUUGGAUGCACUUUUUGUUUUUGCUUUUAAAAAGCCAUAAAUUAUAUAUUACCCUUGAGCCAUCGAGCUUCUAGAUAGAUGGAAUAUCUGCAUGUUGCGCUGUUUUGAAGGUGCUGAAAUGCCCUGAAUUUUGUAUUUUUUUUUCCUGGUUGACAAUGAAUUGUUUUUGAAAAUGCUAGACCACCUUUAGCAGGUCCGUGAAGCUUGUAACGUGGCACUGACUUAAAGCAACUCAAAUAAAAAAAAUAACAGAAUGACUGUGCUGAACUUGUAAAAUAAAAAUGACAUAUUUUACCUUUGAA
This is a messenger RNA of Myxocyprinus asiaticus (Chinese sucker), 3414 nucleotides long. Its product is annotated as T-box transcription factor TBX1. Lineage: Eukaryota; Metazoa; Chordata; Actinopteri; Cypriniformes; Catostomidae. Gene Ontology annotation, biological process: regulation of transcription by RNA polymerase II; cell fate specification; positive regulation of DNA-templated transcription. The record is from RefSeq and is a predicted model, not a curated record. Gene Ontology annotation, molecular function: DNA-binding transcription factor activity, RNA polymerase II-specific; RNA polymerase II cis-regulatory region sequence-specific DNA binding. Bases 1361 to 2743 code for a protein of 460 amino acids. Gene Ontology annotation, cellular component: nucleus. The transcript is spliced from 7 exons.